Messenger RNA from Knipowitschia caucasica, 579 nucleotides. Lineage: Eukaryota; Metazoa; Chordata; Actinopteri; Gobiiformes; Gobiidae. The record is from the annotation of a GenBank genome assembly.
AUGAGCUGCAGCCCUGGUGUCGACGGCAGAGCAGGCACAGGAGGAGAGGGAGAAGGAGAAGAGGGAGAGGGAGAAGAAGAAAAAGAAGAAAAAGAAGAAGAAGGAGAAGAGGGAGAAGAGGCUGAAGAAGGAGACGAGGGAGAAGAGGUAGAAGAAGGAGACGAGGGAGAAGAGGAAGAAGGAGAAGAGGGAGAAGAAGGAGAAGAAGGAGCAGAAGGAGAAGAGGCUGAAGAAGGAGACGAGGGAGAAGAGGAAGAAGAAGGAGACGAGGGAGUAGAGGAAGAAGGAGAAGAGGGAGAAGAGGUAGAAGAAGGAGACGAGGGAGAAGAGGAAGAAGGAGAAGAGGGAGAAGAAGGAGAAGAAGGAGCAGAAGGAGAAGAGGCUGAAGAAGGAGACGAGGGAGAAGAGGACGAAGAAGGAGAAGCGGGAGAAGAGGGAGAAGAGGAAGAAGAAGGAGACGAGGGAGAAGAGGGAGAAGGAGAAGAGGGAGAAGGAGAAGGAGAAGAGGGAGAAGAAGAAGAGGGAGAAGAGUUGCUAAGUCCAAAGGCAGGACACACAUGCAGCAGGUGUAAUAUCUAA